Molecule: messenger RNA, 1509 nt
Organism: Gadus morhua (Atlantic cod)
Lineage: Eukaryota; Metazoa; Chordata; Actinopteri; Gadiformes; Gadidae
Gene: unc50
Product: unc-50 homolog (C. elegans)
Exons: 7
Coding region: 286-1056 (256 amino acids)
Cellular component (GO): Golgi membrane
Source: RefSeq, a predicted model, not a curated record
ACUCCAUUUCCCACAACACAACGCGCUGUGUUACCGGAAGUGACAACGUGUGCAGUUUGUGACAGUCCAGGAAGCGUUUCAUGGAUACUGGUUUCUAAAUACCAAGAAGAGUCCGUCCUGGGGGAUUUAUCAGCUGUAUCCCUUCCUGUUCCAGGUCUUUCUUUUUUCUUCUUCUUCUUCUACAACUUCAUAUUCUAGCGAUGUGUACCAGCUAGAAUGUGAUUCACAGGCCUGCCCUCUACAACCCACCACAACAAACUAUUUCUGAUAAGAGCGAGCGUCGCCAUGCUGCCCACCACCUCGCGACACGUCGCCGAGACGGGCCUGCGGGACGCGGCGCGCCACACGGCCGGCGCCAAGCGCUACAAGUACCUGCGGCGGCUGCUGCACUUCCGGCAGAUGGACUUUGAGUUUGCCGUGUGGCAGAUGCUGUACCUGUUCACGUCGCCGCAGCGCGUCUACCGCAACUUCCACUACCGCAAGCAGACCAAGGACCAGUGGGCCCGCGACGACCCGGCCUUCCUGGUGCUGCUGGGCGUCUGGCUGUGCGUGUCCACCAUUGGCUUCGGCCUGGUCCUUGACCUGGGCUUUGUGGGGACCCUGAAGCUGCUGCUCUGGGUGGUCUUCAUCGACUGCAUCGGCGUCGGCCUGCUGAUAUCCACCCUCAUGUGGGGCGUGACCAACAAGUACCUGCUGAAGCAGCCCGGCAAGGACUACGACGUGGAGUGGGGCUACGCCUUCGACGUGCACCUCAACGCUUUCUACCCGCUGCUCGUCAUCCUGCACUUCCUGCAGCUGUUCUUCAUCAACCACAUCGUGGUGAUCAACUCUAAUUGGUUCCUGGGCCUGGUGGUCGGCAACACGCUGUGGCUGGUGGCCAUCGGGUACUACCUCUACAUCACCUUCCUGGGCUACAACGCCCUUCCCUUCCUGAAGAACACGGUGGUGCUGCUGUACCCCUUCGCCCUGCUUGCCCUCCUCUACAUCCUGUCUGUCUCGCUGGGCUGGAACUUCACGCAGGGCCUCUGCUGGUUCUACCAGUACCGGGUCAAGUAGAGCGGGAGAGAGAGGCGGCACAGCUACACUCCGAUGGGUGGGCCGGUGUGUGUGUGUGUGCGUGUGCGUGUGCGUGUGUCUCUUCAUUGGUUUGGACACCCGGAACCCCCCCACUUGUUCGUCCGGUCCGACUGGCUGAACAGUGGUGUGAAGUGAAGAUUGUUCUUGGACUAAUAGCGGAUGGUUUGUAAAUAACCGCUGGUUGAAGACGUUAUUCUGGAUUUGGAGAGGAGCAACGUAUCUUUUGGGGUUUUCUUCUUGCAUUUAGAAACAAACAGAUAAUAAAAGAUAUGAGGAUCUUGGUUUAAGUGCUGUUGAUCGAGGAAUGUUAUAAAAUGAAGACAUGAAGCGCAUUGUAAGCAUACUUGUUCAGCUGUUGGUAGCAGUUUUCUUUCUCUCUCAACAAAAGUGUACAUUCCAAAGCGCUUUCAAUAAAAUAUGUUUUAUUUCUAG